Molecule: messenger RNA, 1486 nt
Organism: Rhododendron vialii
Lineage: Eukaryota; Viridiplantae; Streptophyta; Magnoliopsida; Ericales; Ericaceae
Product: nudix hydrolase 14, chloroplastic
Exons: 7
Coding region: 385-1281 (298 amino acids)
Biological process (GO): ribose phosphate metabolic process; nucleoside phosphate metabolic process
Molecular function (GO): ADP-glucose pyrophosphatase activity; ADP-ribose pyrophosphatase activity
Source: RefSeq, a predicted model, not a curated record
AUCCACCUCCUACAGAUCCAGGAACCUCUCACCUCUGUGAUGUUCGAUGGAAUUUCUGGGCAAAGAACAACAUGGGUGCAUUUUUGUAGAUCCAGCAAAGGAAAAGGGUAGGCGUUGUUGACUCCAAAAUUAACGCCGACUACCACCACCAACGCUCAUCACCGCCAGCUGUCUCCACCACCACCACCACCUCUUGCUGCCAACUGCUGCCAAAGAGUAGCUGUUGGAAAUUUGGGUAAGAAUUUGGUUCUGUCAAAUUUGGUGAAAAUUUUGAGUAAAACCUAAAUUUGGUAUAGGUUUGGAUAAGGAGUGGAGCUGGGUGUUUUUUACUCAAAUUUGGGUUUGAGUAAGAAUUUGAGUACGGAGUGGAGAUGCUCUAAAACGAUGGCGCAGAAACUCGGCUUCCACCUUGCUCCUAUUCGUCAACUCAGUAGCAGGCGAUUGCUGCAAAGAACAAUAUGCACGGCAAUGUCGACCGAGUCAUCGUCAUCCCAACUCACUCACACCAUCACCUUGCCGAGUCGAGCCGCCGAGCCUGUACAUAUAGUUGCAGCCCACGGUGUCUCCAGUUCCGACUUCAGGAAUGCCAUCGAAUCCUCUCUGUUCAAGCAAUGGCUGAAGAACACUGAAACGGGAAUAUUGGCUAACGGAUCCAUGUCCUUGUCACAAGUGCUUAUUCAGGGAGUUGAUAUGUUUGGCAAGCAUGUUGGCUUUCUAAAGUUUAAAGCAGAUGUCAUUGAUAAGGAAACGGGAAAGAAGGUUCCAGGUAUUGUGUUUGCACGAGGGCCAGCCGUAGCUGUGCUGAUACUUUUGGAGUCAGAGGGCGAGACUUUUGUCGUGCUUACUGAACAAGUUAGGGUACCUGUUGGAAGGCUUGUUCUGGAAUUACCAGCUGGAAUGUUGGAUGAUGACAAGGGUGAUUUUGUGGGAACAGCAGUUCGCGAGGUCGAGGAGGAGAUUGGUAUUCGUUUGAAUCCGAAAGACAUGGUCGACCUCACAGCCUUUCUAGAUCCAUCAACUGGUUGCAGAGUUUUUCCUUCUCCAUGCAAGGGAGGGUGUGAUGAAGAAAUUAGAGUGUUUCUAUACAGAGGCCAUGUGGAUAAAGAAGUUAUCGUGCAGCUGCAAGGGAAAGAAACGGGGCUUCGGGAACGUGGUGAGUUAAUAGUGGUGCAUGUAGUUGACUAUGAAAAUCUGUGGCGUGUGACCCCCGAUGCAAAAACUUUGGUGGCAAUUGCGUUGUUUGAAAUGGCCAAGAAAAGAGGGUUGCUGCCUCCGCAUUGAAGCCCAACUACUGACACUUUGAACGUUCAUGCAGCAGCUAGUGACUUUUCUCUGGCGUUUUAUCUUCAUGUUGAAAUGGACAGUAUAGUCGUAGUUUCCAGCAGAAUUUUUUUUGCUGCACUUGUGUAUAAUACGGUGGAAUGUACCUCACACGGCUGGGCAUUUUCGGUUUGAUCCCUUUUUACCCCAAAACACACUUUACAUA